AUGCCUUCACUCUACGUCACUAUUGUUAUGGUAUUUGUGACCGCCUGCACUGCAGAUCAAAUGUCGGUGAAUACCGAGUGCGGCGGAGGAUUUGGCAUCCAAGACUGCGAUCACCGCAAUGGAGCAUUCUAUACUGACUAUGGAACUUAUGGUGUUGAUGCCAGCGAUGGCUGUAGAGCCACAAAGGUGCCAUCAAUGACGCGUCUAUGUGUGGACUGGAAGAAUAAGCGGGCACAUUUCACAUUCAGUAACCAAAACAAGCGAUGUCUCCUUCAGAGAUCAAGCACUCCGUACGGUUGUUCUGCCGAUAAGUGCUUGCAUUCAGAAUGGGAUGAAGUUGGUUGCACCUGGUGA
Messenger RNA from [Torrubiella] hemipterigena, 354 nucleotides. The record is from the annotation of a GenBank genome assembly. Lineage: Eukaryota; Fungi; Ascomycota; Sordariomycetes; Hypocreales; Clavicipitaceae.